This is a messenger RNA of Bacillus rossius redtenbacheri, 2234 nucleotides long. RefSeq lists its product as uncharacterized. The record is from RefSeq and is a predicted model, not a curated record. Bases 55 to 2145 code for a protein of 696 amino acids. The transcript has 10 exons. NCBI's taxonomy places the organism in Eukaryota, Metazoa, Arthropoda, Insecta, Phasmatodea, Bacillidae.
ACAAAGCGGCGGCUUUCAUUCGCGCGUCUCCCGAGCGGACGACCACGGGCCAGGAUGCAGAAGCUGGUGCUGGCGCUGGCGCUGGCCGCGCAGCUGGCCGGGUGCGCGCGCAGCCCCGACUCGCCCGGCGGCCGCCAGGAGGCAGUGCUGGCGGCGCUGGUGGCGCUCCACGCGGGCGCCAGCUGCAACUCCUCCCGGCCGCAGGGCGCGCGCCAGCUGGCGGUGCUACAGGCGGCCGUCGCGGCCGUCAACGAGCAGCCGGGCGCUGCGAUCGACCUGCGCGUGUACGACACGUGCUCCAGUCCUGAGGGAGCUGUGAAGGCGACCUUGAGGGCGCUGGUGGCGGCUGAAGAAGACUCGGGCCUGCAGCCACCAGACUUCCUCGGGUUCGUGGGGCCCGACGACGCGGCGGGCGUGGAGGCGGUCUCCCGGGUGCUGCACGUGCUCAACCUCACCCACGUGGCGCCGCGGCGACUGCCGCGCCCCGCCUGGCCCGGCGACCACACGCUGCACGUGGCCGCCGCGCGCCCCGACAGCACGGCGCAGGCGGUGCUGACCUUGAUGCGCCAAGCCGGCUGGACUUCGUUCCUGGCGGCGCACACCGGAAGCGCCGACGCGGCCCGGAAGACGAAGGCGCUGCUGCAGAUGGCGGCCGGAAGUGACGUGUGCCCCUCAGCGCCGGCCUUGCAGCUUCCCGCGGAGGACUUGGGCCAGCUGCAGCAAGGCGGGGCGCCGCCCUCCGGAGUGGUGCUGGUGGCGGACUGCUGGUCGGCGGCGGCGGAGCUGCUGGCCCGCUGGCCCGCCGCGCUCGCCGACACCCAGGUGCUGGUGGUGCCCGCCGCCCCCGAGCUGCCGCCGCCGCGCCUGCCCGCCCCCGCCGCCGCCGCCGUGCUCCUGCUGGCGGAGACCGCCGCCGCGACUCUGGCCCCGGGCUUCCUGCGGCGCCUCCAGGAAGGCGCCGCCGCCGCUGAAGACGUGAGCGCGGCGCCGCUGGCGGACGCCGUGCGCCUGUACGCCGCCGCCCUGAGGGACGCCGACUGCCGCCGCCGGCCCUGCCUGGACGCCGCGCGCUGGCACGCCCUGGUGGCCGCGAGCCGCGCGCCGCCCGACGCCGUGUCCCUGGCGGAGGCCCGCUUCGCCGCCGACCUGCCCUCGCGGCACCGCGUCUACCUGGCGGCGCGCGGCGACCCCUCCUGGACCUGGGUGACCGCCGACCUGCCCCCGCGACACCGCGUCUACCUGGCGGCGCGCGGCGACCCCUCCUGGACCUGGGUGAGUGCGCGAACCCUCCCCAGCUCCUGCCCCACAGCCGGCGACCUGCCCCCGCGACACCGCGUCUACCUGGCGGCGCGCGGCGACCCCUCCUGGACCUGGGUGACCGCCGACCUGCCCCCGCGACACCGCGUCUACCUGGCGGCGCGCGGCGACCCCUCCUGGACCUGGGUGAGUGCGCGAACCCUCCCUCCCUCCUGCCCUACAGCCGCCGACCUGCCCUCGCGGCACCGCGUCUACCUGGCGGCGCGCGGCGACCCCUCCUGGACCUGGGUGAGUGCGCGAACCCUCCCUCCCUCCUGCCCUACAGCCGCCGACCUGCCCUCGCGGCACCGCGUCUACCUGGCGGCGCGCGGCGACCCCUCCUGGACCUGGGUGAGUGCGCGAACCCUCCCUCCCUCCUGCCCUACAGCCGCCGACCUGCCCUCGCGGCACCGCGUCUACCUGGCGGAGCGCGGCGACCCCUCCUGGACCUGGGUGAGUGCGCGAACCCUCCCUCCCUCCUGCCCUACAGCCGCCGACCUGCCCUCGCGGCACCGCGUCUACCUGGCGGCGCGCGGCGACCCCUCCUGGACCUGGGUGGGGAACAUGACGGACGGCGGCCGGCAGCUCCGCCUGGCCUCCGACUGGAGCGUGCCCGCUCCGCCCCCGGGCGCCGGCUGCGCGGCCGGCUCGCAGGAGGCUGGCGACGUGUGGCCGGGAGCGCUCGACGGGCACGGCUACUACGAGGCGGUGGGCAUGCUGGCCGGCGCGGGCACGGGGCUCGUCGCCCUGCUGGUGCUGUGCACGUGGGCCGUGUACCGCAGCUUCCGCGUGCCUGGCCGGCCGCGCUCGCCGCCCUCGUCCGUGUCCUCCUGCAGCCGGCGCAGCUAGGCCGUCGCCCCAACACACCUCAGUGCACGGGAAACUGUUGCAUGCUUCGCUCCCUGUCCGUAUGAUACUUAUUAAAUGCCCUUUCACGA